AUGCAGACUAUGAAAGCUGCUACUGAGAUGACUACUAGGGGAGAUGUUAUUAUGGGGACACGACUCGGAAAGAGAAGAAGGACUCAUUCAACGAAGGAUGAAGAUUCUGAGGCUGCUAACUUGGGUAUUGGAAGUCAAGGUAGCUUUGAUAUCUGCAGGAAGUGUGGGAGAACCCAUAGUUCAAUAUGGAAUCUAGGGACAAAGAACCAAUGGAAACAUAAUCUUAAUCUCGAUCCAAAACUUCCGGUCAAACGAAUAGCUAAGAAAAAUCUUGCUGGUGUUAUUGGUUACAUAUCAGCUUGUACUAAAGUAACUCCAGAAGUUCUUUUUACAAUGGAAGGUAUUUUGAAAGAAACAUCACAAAGGGAAAAACGUAAAGCUACAUCAAGUGUUACUAUCUUGGAUGACGAUGAAGAUAUGGAAGAAACACAAGUUCAAAAUGCCAAAGCACGAUCUGUUAAAGAGGGGAAAAAGAAAGCUACAUCAAGUGUUCAUCCUUUCUUUAAAAAAGGUAUAAAUGAUCCUUCUCAACCCACUAUUAAAUCUGCCAUGCAAACUAAGAAAAGAAUAAAUUAUGUGGAUUUAGCUAUUACAAUGUGGUUCUAUGAUGUAUGUAUACCUAUGAAUGCUUGUAACACUCCAUAUUUUCAACAUAUGAUAGAUAAAAUAACAAGUAUUGGUUAUGGGUACAAAGCACCUAAUUAUCAUGCUCUGAGGGUAAACUUAUUGUCAGAUACAAAGAAAUAUGUUUCGUUGUUAAUUGAUUCAUGCAGAAGUCAGUGGAUUGAAAGUGGUUGCACGAUUAUGAGUGAUGGGUGGAGGGAUAUUAUGCAACUCCAUUUGAUUAAUUUAUUGUUUUAUUGUCCUAAAGGGAUAUCAUUUCUUAAAUCCAUUGAUGCAUCUGAUAUAGAGAGCAAUACAUUGAAUUUGUGUAAUUUGUUUGCUAAGAUUGUUGAGAUGGUAGGGCAAAAGAAUGUGGUACGAAUUGUUACUGACAAUGCUGCCAACUACAAACUUGCUGGUAAUAUGCUAUGUGAAAGACAUACUCCUAUUACUUGGUCUCCAUGUGCAACACGUUGUCUUAAUCUUGUAUUAAAGGAUGUUUUAGAAUUGGAUAUUGUGAAAAGUUUGGUCACUCUUGCAUAUAGGGUUACUGUUUUUGUCUAUACCAUAAAUGGCCCUUGA
This is a messenger RNA of Lactuca sativa (garden lettuce), 1185 nucleotides long. RefSeq lists its product as uncharacterized. Lineage: Eukaryota; Viridiplantae; Streptophyta; Magnoliopsida; Asterales; Asteraceae. The record is from RefSeq and is a predicted model, not a curated record.